CCGCCCGUUGUCCCCUCAGCUCGCAUCUCAUCUCACCACCACCACCUGCCUCGUCCCUCAUCCUCACCACCAUCUCCAUCUUCACCCUCAUCUUCAACUUCAUACCCCAUCCGUGUCAUUGUUCAGGGUCCCAUUUUGCCCUUCCUUCCCCAAUUCUCGAUUUCCCCGAACUGCACCUUUUUUCACCGACUUUUCAGGUCCCCAACGCUACUUCGAACCCAGACCCUCGACAUCCGCUCUUAGCCUUGGCUUCAACUGUCGCGAUUCAAACAAAUAUCUUACCACGAAUACCGACCUUUCAUAACCAGCGAGUCGAAUUGAUCGACCCGUCUCAAUGUUAGGAAACAGACGCUCGCAACUAUAACCUCUGGUCAUCUCAACAACUCGAGAUACCACCACAUUCGCUCACUAUAUAUCAACUUUCACGCACCCAUUUAUUACGAUUUGCAAUCCACUGUUCCACUUCAAUCAAAUAUCAUUAUACAACCCCCAGGCACAACACAACAAGCUCGUACGAGUUAAGCAACAGAGUUCCACAGGACAUCAGCAGGUGGUUGGAAGAUAAACUCGUUCGGCUGUGCCACGUCAACUUCAGGACCAGAACUCGGUACGGCGGCAACCACAAGUUGCAAGGCGAUCCCGGGCUGUGCUCAGAUCGUUUGCCUUGCUAGCAGAGGCUCUCUCUACUAAAUACAUUGGGCCUGUUCCCACUCCUAUCAUAUACUACCCAUAAAUCGCUCAAAUGGCAGUCUUCGGCGGCGAUAUGUCGAGGGGUCUGUUUGCCCGCGAGUGUGUCCCCUGCCCUUCAGUAACACCUGCUUGUCCAUCCUGCCCGACGGGCUCGAAAUGCUCAAUAUCAGUCCAGACCUGCGACACCUGCCAAUCGACGUCCUGUAUCGUCGAUCCUACAGUAGUCACCCCAGCGAACCCUGAUACAUCAACAGUUGGCGGUGGUGAUUCCAGCCCCAAUGUCGGUGCCAUCGCGGGCGGUGUUAUCGGAGGACUGGCGGCGAUUGCGAUUGUCGUAUACCUUGUGUGGAGAUUCUUCGUCAAGAACAGGAGGGCUCAGUACGAGGAGGAAUAUGCGGAGCAAUAUACCAACCAAGCGACGGAUUCGGAGAAGGAUUUCGCAUCAAGGCGGGACGCGCGUGCGUCUACUCAUACAGUCGGCUCGAUCGCUUCUACCGUUCUUACCAGAGCAUCCAACAUUAUCCAGAUUGCAUAUAUUCCAGGCGUUACGAACAGAUCGGCACCUUCAACGCCCGGCCUCCUCGUUCCCCCGGUUCCUCCGAUCCCUAUCGCCCUCUCGGGCGCAGGCACCCCGAGCUACGAGGACGAGCACUUCUUCAUGCCUGGCGACCUCCGCGACUCGACUUACUCUGCCAUGACUGACCGAACGUCAUACGCACCACGAUCCAGUGUCGCAUCUACCAUCUACGGCAAGAACGCCGUUCUUUCACCGUUACCCGCCCAGACUGUUAUGAGAGGAAAGGCAGCUGUGAUCAGCGUCAAGUCCAACGGAGGCCACUCGCCGGGUGAAUUAACACCACCAGUUCCAAACGUGGAUUACACCCGAUAUAAAAACAACAACAUGCAACCCCCACCCAGCCCAGCAUUCAGCGUCGGCUCCACCUUCCUCAACAGCGCCAGCGCAGCUACAGCAACGCAGAUCAAGCCAACGAUGGUCAAAGUGAUUCAAAAGAAGAUCAAUAAGCCGAAAUCUACAACCGCAGAGUCGAGCGAGACCGAGGCGCAGGAAAAUGAUGCUAGCCGCGAAUCCGCAGCUAUCACCAUUAUCGACGACACACCCACUGUUGAGCAGGGGCCGUUCAGCGAUCCGUCACCAGCUGCUUCAUCGCCGAAGACGAAGGGACAUGUGAAGAAGGGGAGCUUGAGCGCGGUUAUCGAGGAGGCUCAGUCGAAGAAGGCGCAGAGCGAGGCGAGCGCUAAGGAGGAGGCGAAGAAGAAGGAUGAGACGCCGUUUGGCGACGAGCAUGCGACUGAUUGAUCGCAUUUUCACACACACCCAAUACCAAAGGCUGGCUCAACGACGAGCCGACAGAUUUUUCUAUGUAUAUACUUGGAAGGGCGUUUGGAGGAGUUGGGAGGACAACAACUAGUCUCCACGACAUGACGGGCUCUUUUAUUUUUUGCGGCCGGAAAACUCCUUUUUGUUUUUAAGAUAGGAUGGAUUUUUGGAGGAUUUUUCUGGUAUCUUAGCCGGGAGGAGGUUAUGGCUGGGAUGGAGGAUGAAAUUGUUGCAGAAGCAAAUAGGUUUAUUCAAACUGCAGGCCAGACUGCAAGCCAGACGGGCGAUUUACGACACAUUCAAAUACAGC
Messenger RNA from Pseudogymnoascus verrucosus, 2339 nucleotides. RefSeq lists its product as uncharacterized. The transcript has 2 exons. Bases 743 to 2008 code for a protein of 421 amino acids. NCBI's taxonomy places the organism in Eukaryota, Fungi, Ascomycota, Leotiomycetes, Thelebolales, Thelebolaceae. The record is from RefSeq and is a predicted model, not a curated record.